AUGCAGACAUACAAAAGCACUUUGGGCCUUGUGAAGAGAAUUGAUCUCUCAAGCAAUAGAUUAACAGGGGAGAUUCCAUGUGAAAUCACUCAUCUUGUUGGGUUGGUUUCUUUAAACCUUUCAAGAAACCGGUUAACAGGUCAAAUAACUCCAGAGAUUGGAAACUUGCAGUCAUUGGAUUCGCUUGAUUUAUCAAGAAACCAUAUAGAUGGAGGAAUUCCGACAAGCCUUGCUCAGAUAGAUCGUCUUAGUUUCUUGGACUUGUCAUAUAACAACUUGUCUGGCAAAAUACCAACAGGCACUCAGCUCCAAGGCUUUGAUCCCUCUGUUUAUGUUGGAAAUCCUCAACUCUGUGGACCUCCGCUUAAAAAGAUGUGUGCCGAUCAAAAUGAGAAAACUGACUUGAGCAAUCAAGAGGAUAAGGAUGAGCUUAUAACACUAGGAUUUUACAUCAGUAUGGGGCUUGGCUUUGCUGCUGGAUUUUGGGGAGUUUGUGGCACUUUGAUAUUCAACAGGUCAUGGAGAUACGCAUACUUGAAGUUCUUGAAUGGUUUAAAUGAUUGGCUUUAUGUGAGGAUAGCUUUGAUCAAGCGGCAACUGAAGUUAGCAUAUGCUUAA
Prunus armeniaca (apricot) is the source of this 618-nucleotide messenger RNA. Lineage: Eukaryota; Viridiplantae; Streptophyta; Magnoliopsida; Rosales; Rosaceae. The record is from the annotation of a GenBank genome assembly.